AACUCUCUAGCGCGUUUCGAACACGAGUACAAGCGGCAUCAUGAUUACUGUCUUUCUCUCUACGUUUCAACUCGGCUCUUGCCUGGAUGGUUGAUAUUAUUUUCCAAGUAAUUAAUUUUUAGUUUUUAGGGACUACGCCAUGGCUCUAUCUACAGCUCGGCCGUUAGUUUCUGUAUACAAUGAGAAAAAUGAGGAAACUGGAGAAACUGUUGCUCUCUCUUCAGUGUUUAGGGCACCAAUCCGCCCAGACGUUGUCACUUUCGUUCACAACGAAGUUUCGAAAAACAGCAGACAACCUUAUGCUGUGAGCAAAUUAGCUGGUCAUCAAACCAGUGCUGAAUCAUGGGGUACUGGACGUGCUGUUGCUCGUAUACCUCGUGUCCGAGGUGGUGGUACCCAUCGCAGUGGUCAAGGUGCGUUCGGUAACAUGUGUCGAGGUGGACGUAUGUUUGCACCAACUCGUGUAUGGCGUCGUUGGCACAGGAAAGUUAAUGUUACACAGAAACGGUAUGCAACAGUAUCGGCUAUUGCUGCUUCAGGUGUGCCUGCCCUCGUGAUGUCUAAAGGCCAUUUGGUUCAGGAGGUCCCUGAAUUCCCCUUGGUUGUAUCUGACAAAAUUCAAGAAUACACCAAGACGAAGCAAGCUACAAUUUUUUUGCACCGUAUCAAGGCUUGGAAAGAUAUUCAAAAGGUAAUCAAAUCUCGUCGUUUACGUGCCGGCAAAGGCAAGAUGCGUAAUCGCCGUCAUGUUCAACGUAAAGGCCCAUUAAUAGUCUACAGUAAAGAUCAAGGACUUAGGAAAGCUUUCCGGAACAUUCCUGGUGUAGAUUUGAUCAACAUCAGGAAAUUAAAUUUGUUACAAUUGGCUCCUGGUGGUCAUGUUGGACGUUUCAUCAUCUGGACUCAAUCUGCUUUCCAAAAGUUGGAUGAUUUGUACGGAACAUGGGAUAAAAAAGCAACUUUGAAAAGCGGUUACAAUCUUCCAUUCCCCAAAAUGUCGAACACAGAUUUAACUAGGAUUUUCAAAUCUGAUGAACUCAAGAAAUACUUACCACCGAAGAGAACUGGUUCUCUACGUCGUACACGCAAGUUGAAUCCGUUGAAACAUGUGCGAACUAUGUUGAGAUUGAAUCCUUACAUUUGCGUCCAGAAACGUGUGGCUAGUAAGGAAAACAAACUGAGGCAAUUAGCUCGUGAAACUUACUUGGCAAAGAAAGAAGGCAAACCAACAACUGAAAAGGGUGAAAAAGUAUUAAAACGUUUCAUCAAUGAAAAGAAAUUGUUGAAGGCAGCCAAGAUCAAGGCAAAGAAGGUGAUUGCUGUCAAAGGCUUGCGAGACAUUCAUGAAAAGAAACUAGAAGCAUACAGGAAGCGACUUGCUGCACGUGGAGGUGCUCCACCGACGAAGAGGUCAAAGAAAAAUUUGCCCAAACCAAAACCUAAGACAAAAGAUGCAUCUAAGCAAAAACCCAAGGCAGGAAAGGCAAAGGCUGCAACAGAAAAGCCAAAGGCUGCUGCUAAAGCUAAACCUUCAGCGCCUAAAACGAGUACUAAAUGAAAGGACUAAUAAAACAAUAUUAUAUA
Adelges cooleyi (spruce gall adelgid) is the source of this 1584-nucleotide messenger RNA. RefSeq names its product 60S ribosomal protein L4 (gene RpL4). Gene Ontology annotation, biological process: translation. Gene Ontology annotation, cellular component: cytosolic large ribosomal subunit; ribosome. NCBI's taxonomy places the organism in Eukaryota, Metazoa, Arthropoda, Insecta, Hemiptera, Adelgidae. Gene Ontology annotation, molecular function: structural constituent of ribosome; RNA binding. The coding region runs from base 140 to 1558 and encodes 472 amino acids. The transcript is spliced from 8 exons. The record is from RefSeq and is a predicted model, not a curated record.